Molecule: messenger RNA, 3009 nt
Organism: Lates calcarifer (barramundi perch)
Lineage: Eukaryota; Metazoa; Chordata; Actinopteri; Centropomidae
Gene: pim1
Product: Pim-1 proto-oncogene, serine/threonine kinase
Exons: 6
Coding region: 375-1370 (331 amino acids)
Biological process (GO): protein autophosphorylation; negative regulation of apoptotic process
Cellular component (GO): cytoplasm
Molecular function (GO): ATP binding; protein serine/threonine kinase activity
Source: RefSeq, a predicted model, not a curated record
UCCCCCCGCUCUCGGUUUCCUAGAGCCGGUGUCUGACGGAGGCAUUGGUCCGAACACCACUUGAUCGUUUAUGUCGUGAAUUUUAGUGUUUACAAAACAUUGCGUGGAACAGCCGAGGAUUCGCGUCAGUUUUUAGGGUGAACUCAGUUAUCCAUUAGUCACGACGACGUUUUUGGCUAUAUUCGUCUGGAUCGCAAACGCUUUUUCUUCUGUGCGGAUGAGAGGAUCCCGACCGCUUUUUUGUGCCUGCAACGUGGACUUAAACCUCUACACGGGAGACGGGGGAGUCGAACUGUCGGAAUAAAAUUGCUGAAAUAAACCAAAAGAAAAACGAAGACACACGUCGUUGGCCUGUGGUGGAUAUCCUCUGAGGAAUGCUGCUGUCCAAGCUCAAUUCUCUGGCCCACAUCUCCACAGAUAUGCCGGCGAAAAUCCAGCUUCAAGUUCAUCAAGCAAAGGAGAAGGAGCCUUUCGAGAAGCUUUAUCAGGUCGGCGCGGUGCUGGGCAGCGGCGGGUUCGGCACCGUCUAUUCCGGUACGAGGAUAGCCGACGGAGCUCCGGUUGCUGUCAAACAUGUAGCCAAGGACAGAAUCUCCGAGUGGGGAGAGCUGCCUAAUGGCUCCCGUGUUCCCAUGGAGAUUGUGUUAUUGAAGAAAGUCGGGACGGGCUUCCGUGGCGUUAUCAAAAUGCUGGACUGGUUCGAGCGACCGGACAGCUUCAUCAUCGUGAUGGAGAGACCCGAAAACGUCAAAGAUCUGUUUGACUUCAUCACGGAAAAAGGUGCCUUACCGGAGGAGCUGGCGCGGAGCUUUUUCCGCCAAGUGCUUGAGGCUGUGCGGCACUGCCACAACUGUGGCGUGGUGCACCGGGACAUCAAGGACGAGAACAUUCUCAUCGACCUCCGCACCGGAGAGAUGAAGCUCAUCGACUUCGGAUCCGGAGCCUUACUGAAGGACACCAUUUACACAGACUUCGAUGGCACCAGAGUGUACAGCCCACCAGAAUGGAUCAAGUAUCAUCGCUAUCAUGGUCGCUCUGCCACAGUUUGGUCCCUCGGUGUCUUGUUGUAUGAUAUGGUGUGUGGGGACAUCCCAUUUGAACACGAUGAGGAGAUCAUAAGAGGGCAGAUCCUCUUCCGGAGGAGAAUUUCCACAGAAUGCCAGCAGCUGAUUAAGUGGUGUCUGUCUCUGCGGCCAGCGGACCGUCCAUCCUUUGAGGACAUCAUCAACCACUCAUGGAUGCAGAGCACACCCUCCUCUGUAGUUCCAUCCACAGUGCAGACAGAGAAGACAACCACAGAGAUCAGGCUACACAGCAUCAGCCAUGAGCCCACAGCCUUCACACCCACCCCUGUGGCAGUGGCUCGGUGAUGGAGGCAAAUAGUUAACUCGAACUGGGCCGAACUGGACUGCACUGACACAAGAGACUAUUAUAAAAGACUUAUGUAACAGACUUGAAGCAGUUGGGAGGGUGCAACGCACAGGCCGAGUGUCCUAACACAGGCGAGAGCAAGGUUUUAAGGACUACACAGAGAAGACUACACACAGAGAAGACUGAGCUCAUGACAAAACCAUCAACCCUUCGUUUGAACCCAGCGAGCCAGACCCUCUCCACCCUUACCACCCCAACUACUUGAUUUUCCUAGUUGUUGACCAGCAUCAAUGUCAGAAUAUCAUCCUCGCUGGACUCUGAUCUAGGCAUUGGGUGUUUAUCAGUCUGUAAGAGGGCAUGCUCUGUAUCCACACACACACACCGUGCCGAGCAAAUAAGAGUGCAUUUGCUCACUGUUCUACUGAAUGGCAAGCAGACAGUCUUAGUUAUGUAACUUCUCGCCGCAUUGUACUCUGUUCUCUCCUAUUUCUUGCUGUCACAGCAGAGUGGGAAGAUUGGCGAAGAGUGUGAUUUUCAAAAAAGUGCCUUGUGUGCAAUUGUUGGGGGACCCUGAAAAUACUUGAAUUUGUGAAAGCAAAAAGGCUCUUCUUCUCAACAGCCUUUUUGCUCCUUACUCUGUACAAGGCUUUAUAUCUUUUAUUGCUGUUUUAUUCCUCUCAUGGGCCUAGAUCAGUAAAGCCUAUGCCAUUUACAACCACUACUAUCACUACUUCUACUACUCCAAUGUCAUUAGCAACAAGACAACCUCAUAGCUCCGGGCAGCAACCUGUGCAAACAAGUCAAAAAAAAAACAAAAAACACUGGACUUACCUCACCCUCUUUACUACAGCAUCCACCUCUACUCUACAACCUCCACUUCCUCCUCUUCUCGUGUUGUACUGUAUACAAACACAAGGCUUAGGCAACCGUUCAUUCACAUCCACCUGAAUGCAAACCACAAUGCAAACUUAAACCAUACCGAAAUACAACAUCCUCUGCUCUUCACUUCAAUUAUUAUUAUUUUUUUUUAACUUUUACACAGUGCCUCACACAGGUCUUAAAAUUCAGUGGGGCAAGAAUUGUAAAUAAUAAUAUUUAUUAUUGCUGUGACUUCUUUCUCUCACACGAUGAGCUUUUUGUCGCAGAAUUUAUUUAUUUAUUUAUGAGAGAAUUUUGGCUGUACGUAUAUAUUUCAUUCCACAGUCACUGAAGGGCCCACAGAUUAUUUAAAAGACAAAGACAAGAUGACUUUUUUGACCAUAUUUAUGGCUUGAAAUUUUAAAAGAGCAGAUGUGUGUGUAUGUUUGUGUAUGUAAUGUAAAUAACAUGUAAUUAGUCCUGAAAGCACUUCCAUCUUUAUGUAAACAUCUACUGAUGGUAACUGGUUUUGUUACGCUGUUGUCUGCUGUGGGAGCGAGUGAAUUCUGAAUGUCGGAUGGUUGUGUGAGAGUGUGUACAAAUGUGUGUGUGUGUGUGUGUGUGUAUGAGAGAGAGAGAGAUGUGAGAAUGAGAAAACUCUACUGGUUGCAUGAUUGCAGCUUGGAUUGUUGUGUUUUUUUCAUCCAUUCAAAUUAGAAUUGUAAAUUAUGUUAGAAAUUAUUUUUAUACAAUUCAAUAAAUAUUUUUUUAACUAUGAAA